AUGUCAGCCCAAAUGUUUAUCGGAGGCGCCGCUGCGGCGGUCGCAGCAGCCGCCGUUUAUCACCAGGAGAAGGAUCAUCAUACCGUGUCCAACAUCGCCCACGGAACCACCAGUCACUUGAAGUGGAACGCAGGUAACAUACGCGAUGGCCUCCACGACGACUUGGCCAGCUUCAAGGACGCAGUCGUGCACUGUCUCACGUUCCGCAGCGGCCAGUCCCGCGACUACCGCCACCAGUCGUCCAUGUUCGGCAACGGUUCUGCUGGCAGUGCCAAGUCCGGGUCGUGGUUCGGUGGCGCGACUGACUCGCGCGAUGGACUACUCGAGCGCGGGCGCGAGGCCGGGCGCGAGGCCGGUCGCGAGGCCAGCUCGUGGUUCCGCGGCGACAGCCGCACCGAGGAUUCGGGCCGGUCGUGGUUUGGGCGCGACGCCCGCGACACCCGCGACACUCGCUCGGACCGCUCGUGGUUUGGCCGCGACGCACCGGAGGCCCGCACCGACGGCACCUGGCUCAACGGAGAGCGCGACCGCUCGUGGUUCGGUCGCGAGAAACACGCCACCCUCGACGAGUCCGACCGUGUCUUCCGGAAUGGCGGCCGUCUCGGCGUCGACACCCACGCGCUAGGCGCCGACGCCCGCGGCAAGGUCGACGACAUCAAGCAGGCAGGUGCAGACCUCGGCCGCUCCGCGCAGGCCAAGGUCGACGACUUCAAGCAGGCCGGCGCUGACCUCGGUCGCUCUGCCCAGGACCGCCUCCAGCGCGGCGUUGCCGACGCCAAGCAGACGCUCUCAGGCGCCGCCUCCACCGUCUCCGGCGCCGCGGCCUCCGCUGCUGGCGCCUCUCGCGACGCCGCCUCGUCCGCCGCCGACAAGACCCAGUCCCUCUUCAACUGGGGCUACAACAAGGCCGAAAAGUCGAAGGCCAUCGCCAUCGGCGAGUACGACAAGGCCAACAAGGACUACCAGCAGGCCCUCGACGCCUACAACCGCUCCAAGCGCCUGCUCGCCGACGGCGACCAGCACCUCCGCACCGCCCUCGAGAGCGCCCAGGCCCAGCUGCGUGACUGUCGCGACAAGCUCGACGCCAUCUCCGCGGAGUUCGACCACUACGCCCGCGAGAACAUCUCCGACAUCUCCCGCCGCCUGGACCACGAGGACCGCGAUUCCCGCGGCUCCGGCCUCUUUAGCUGGUUCCGCUCCAAGGCCCCGGCUGUCGAAAUCGACCCUCGCGAGGCCCACCGCGCCGCGGCGGAUGCCAAGGCUGGUGUUGCCGGCGCAGCCGCCGACGUUCGCGACGGUGCCGCUCGCCUUGCAACCAAGCUCGGCUCCGCCGACGCCCACGCCCACUUCGACUCCCUACACCGGCCUACAGAGGACGAGAUUCUAGCCGCCAACGCCGCCCGCGCUCUAAGGGGCUGGGGCGAGACCGCGGCCAGUCUCGCCAACGAAGAGCUGGAGGAGGAGCGCAGCCGUGCUGGCCGCUUCUGGCGUAAGUAG
This is a messenger RNA of Eremothecium gossypii ATCC 10895, 1497 nucleotides long. It is a transcript of the gene OM45, whose product is annotated as Om45p. The record is from RefSeq and is marked provisional. Bases 1 to 1497 code for a protein of 498 amino acids. The transcript has a single exon. Lineage: Eukaryota; Fungi; Ascomycota; Saccharomycetes; Saccharomycetales; Saccharomycetaceae.